GUAGAGACCAAGAUCUUGCGAGUGCUCUGGGGUGAGGCCGGAAGAACGCCACCAUGGGCAACACACAGUCUGGCUACCCCCUCACGCGAACAGCGGCGGCCUUAGACUCUUUCGUAUCGGAACUUGGGUCUGACAUCGUGUACGAGAAGAGCCUGGGCACCUCACGAUACCUCAAGACAGUACGAUGCACACACCGCAAUGGUUUCCUAAUAGCAAAGAUAUUCAUCAAACCCGACCCAGGAUGGAGUCUCCGGAAAUACCAGAGGAGACUGAAGAUUGAACGGGAGGCACUGUUAGAUAUUCCAAAUGUAUACAAUUAUCAGACGUUUGUGGAGACGGACAAGGCUGGAUAUCUCAUUCGACAGUGGGUGGCGAGUAAUUUGUAUGAUCGUAUUAGUACACGCCCGUUCCUCAGCUCGAUUGAGAAGAAAUGGAUCGCUUUCCAACUCUUGGCCGCACUUCGGGACGCACGAGCUCAUAAAGUCGCCCACGGAGACAUCAAAUCCGAGAACAUACUCGUAACUUCCUGGAACUGGAUCUACCUCUCCGACUUCGCUUCCCACAAGCCCACAUACCUCCCUCUCGACGACCCCUCCGAUUUCUCAUUCUUCUUCGAUACUUCUGGGCGGAGAACGUGUUAUGUUGCGCCGGAGAGGUUCUACGCUGCGGGUGCAAAGCCGGAUGGGAUAGGGGCAGGACGGAGAGCCAGUAUUGAGAGUACGGGUACAAGCGGUGAGGGUAAAGUAGGAGGGGUGACGGAAGCGAUGGACGUCUUCAGCGCAGGAUGUGUUGUGGCGGAGCUGUUCAGGGAAGGCGCGCCAUUGUUCACUCUGAGCCAGUUGUUCAAGUAUCGGGAGGGUGAAUAUAGUGUGGAGGGUCCUCUGUCGGUGAUUGACGACCCCGCCAUCCAGAAUCUCAUCACAGAGAUGAUAUCUCUCGACCCGACCAAACGACCCUCCUUCGAGGCACUAUUGCACAACGCACGCGGAACUAUCUUCCCCGAAUCCUUCUACUCCUUCCUCCACAGCUAUAUCGCCUCCAAUAACGAACUCCCUUCUUCAUCCCCGUUCUCCGGCCCUCCGUCCUCCACGCCGGCCUCAGUACCUCUCACUCCUACGGUUUCAACCACUUCUAACACUACCAUCAAAGCAAGCGGAGCAGCCACACCAGUACAUGCUCCUUCCGGACCUGGGACGGCGAAUGGGAACGGAGGUCCAUUGCCGAGCGAUGCUGACCAUAGGAUUGAGAGAUUAUGGGAGGAUUAUGAGAGUGUGGAACCCUAUGUGGUUCAAGAGCGGGAGGAAGGAGAUGAAGAGUCUGGAGCAGGAGAGUACUCCGGUUCGGCGAGGCCGUAUCAGGAUAUUUUUCCGGCGGAACUGUACAUUCCAAAUCGCGAGUCGAAACUACUUGGUCAUUUUGCAUCACGAAGGCGAGCCGCGACGGAAGAUGGACCUGCCCUGAUCAUAUUGUCGCUUGUAUGCGCGAACGUACGGAAUUGUUCUCAACCAUCCAGCAAACUUCGUGCACUGGACGUCUUCCUCGCUCUUGUCGUUCAUCUAACGGAUGAGGCGAAGUUGGAUCGCAUGAUACCGUACAUCGUCGACCUUCUUCACGAUGAAGCUGCAUCCGUACGAGCAGCUGCCCUGCGGACGCUCAUGCAAGUCCUCAUGCUCGUCACCGUCAUCACGCCCUCCAAUGCCACCAUCUUUCCAGAGUACAUCAUACCGAACAUACAGACACUGGUCCAAGAUGUCGAGGUGUCGGUCAGAUGCAUGUAUGCACAAUGCAUAGUACCUCUAGCAGAGACCGCAGUUCGGUAUCUAGAGAUGGGCCAGGCGCUGAAGGCACAUGGAGCAUUCAAGCUUGCCGCCGAACCUGUCGAGUACGAUGAAGCGCACUUCGAAUUAUCGUACGAUGCAGCUCUCCAAGACCUUCAAAACUCCAUCCAAGACCAGCUCGCCACACUCCUCGUCGAUCCAUCCAGUGUGGUCAAGCGCGCGGUCCUCCACGAUAUCUCCGCUUUGUGCAUCUUCCUCGGUCGACAACGGACAAACGAUGUUCUUCUUAGUCAUAUGAUCACAUAUUUGAACGAUAGGGAGUGGCUUUUGAGGCACGCGUUCUUUGAUGCAAUUGUGGAUGUGGCGGCGUGUGCGGGUGGGAGGAGCCUGGAGGAAUACAUUUUGCCGUUGAUGAUCCAGGCAUUGUCUGACGUGGAAGAGAGCGUGGUGGCACGGGUGUUGGGUGCCCUGACGAGUUUGUGCGAGCUGGGUCUGUUCCAGAAGAUGCGGAUAUGGGAACUCAUGAGUGCCACGCUUGGCUUCCUCUAUCAUCCCAAUGCGUGGAUUCGUCAAGGUGCUGCCGCGUUCAUAGGGUCUGCCGCAAAUCAUCUACCACAGAGUGAUGUGUGGUGCAUCUUGUAUCCUUCUUUAAGACAUUAUCUUCGAUCAGACAUCCGUGUAGUCGACGAGAUGAGCUUGCUCUCUGCAUUGAAGCCUCCGUUAUCUCGACAAGUUUUCGAUGCAGCUGUUCAGUGGGCGAUGAAAGCCGACUCGAAAACCUUGUUUUGGAGAAGCCAUCGGAGAGCCGCAGCGGCGAAGAGCGAUUCGCCACAAGACAGCGUUGCUGCUGUCCGGAAGAUGGGAAACGCAGCUGGAAUUUCGAAGCAUCAAUCCGAAGAGGAUGACGCACAGCUGCAGAAACUACGGCAGUUGGGCAUGACGAGCAGCGAAGAGGCGAAAUUGAUGGCUAUGCGAGACUACAUCAUGAAGCUCGCUAAUGCUAUCUCAAGCUUCGCCACACGGCUACGACCCGAGGAUGAUGCGGAGCCGCUAAAGACUAUCAGCGACGUUGAACUCCAGAAGCUGAAGGUCGUGCCACAGACGGUAUUCCUGAAGACUCGCGCAUCUGAACUUUCCUCGCGUGCAGCGAGAACAGCAUCGGCUAGAAGGGCGACUUUUGACUUGACUCGUUCCCCCAUUCUGGACACCCCGAGACUUUCUCGCCCACCGAGCAUUGACUUUGGUCCGAGUGGCGCUCCAUUCGAAGACCUCCGUCGUCGUCUCAGUGCCAUCAAUGGGUCCGCCACAUCAUUACCCACUAACAAUCGCAUCGAACCGCAUCGUAUACCCUCCGCUACAUCCGCUAUUACCAGCCCACUCGCAUUACCCUCAAUACCUGUAGGCCCCGCACUCACCGAUCUUCCACCCGUCUUCGAUAGACCUGGUAGUCCGACUGAAUCAGUGUUGUCGAACACAAACUCUGCGGCCGCGUUCCGCGGAGGCAUGCAUAGGUUGCACGUUGGGAGUACGGAUGGUCAGAAAGCUGCGCCAGCUGUUGGGUCUUCGAGGGCGAAUGCGACGGGUCUUUUGGAGCCGUUGUCGAAGUUGAGGUCUGAGGGGUCACCGGAGAGGUCGGGGAGGACGUCGCCUGUUUCCGCUGCGGGGACUGUACGUGGGCAGACUCGACAUCGCUUGGCACCGUUGGUUCCGAUUUCUACCUAUGAUGGACAAGAACCUGGAAUCAGCAACCUACUGGAGCAUAUGUACUUGGACAGUAAUCGCGACUAUCAGGACGAUUUUGGUCCCAAAGUCCACGAGGGUCCUGUACGUCGACGAAAUGCUGUUCGCCACAGCUUCGCUCCUCGAGACGGAACAGCUCGCAAACCAGAAGCCACGCUCAUUGCACAUCUCGUUGCUCAUUCCGAAUCAGUUACCGGUCUCGCCGUCUCGCCGGACCAUAUGUUCUUCAUGUCGUGUUCAGACGACAAGACCGUUAAAGUUUGGGAUACGGCGCGGUUAGAACGGAACGUGACGAGCAAACCACGACAUUCCUAUACGCAGCACCAUUCGAAGGUGAAGUGUGUAUGUGUGCUGGAAGGUGUGCAUUGUUUUGCGAGUGCGGCGGAGGAUGGCAGUGUUCAUGUCGUGAGGGUACAUGUCAGUCAGUCAGGAGCGUUGCCGAAGUAUGGGAAGCUGCAAACUGUGAGGGAGCAUAGAUUGGAUAGACCCGGGGAGUAUGUCACUUGUAUGGCACACUACAACACUGAAUCGUCCUCCAAUCUUGUCUACGCCACCACACAUUCCUCUGUGUCUAUCCUCGAUCUUCGAACGAUGCGGAUACUCUUGAGUAUGGACCAGCCGAAUCACUAUGGACCUAUGACGACGCUAUGUUUGGAUCGGAAACGGGCAUGGUUAGUCACGGGCACCGCGUCUGGCAUGUUAACGCUCUGGGACCUUCGUUUUGGGCUACUAUUGAAGACAUGGAAAACUGCGGCUGCGACUACCAACGGCUCAGCUCGGAUACAUCAAUGUGUCGUGCAUCCAACACGGGGAAAGGGACGUUGGAUAAUGGUAGCUGUCGAUGCACCGAGGGCCACGUCCGAGAGUGCUGCGACCUCGCUUGUAGAAGUAUGGGACAUCGAGACAACAUCACUUGUGGAGGCCUAUGGAACGCGUGUCGUUUCACAAACGUCCACGCCUCUUGACGAACCACUAGAUAUCUCUGCCGGUAACGCAGAACCCAGUCCGGCAUCCGCUAUCGCUGCACUUGUCAAAGCACGACAACCAGGCCUGGGUGCUCCGUCGAACUCGCGCCGAGCGUCAUCCGAGAGUACUGCGCGGGAGUCCAUGCUGAGUGGGCCUUCUCCUGCUAUCCGGGCGGUCUUUGUCGGUCAUGAGUUCGGUGGGCAUUCGACGGUGCACAGGGCCACGCAGAUGGGAGCGGAUGGGCAGUUGGCUACCGGUGCGAGAGGCUUUAUGAUUAGUGGGUCGGAGGAUCGAAGAUUGCGGCUUUGGGAUUUAGGGAAAGUAGAACGGACUGCGGUUCUGAGUGGUCUGGAGACGGAGAGCGACAGACCAACAUAUGGCACAACACAUUCGUCGAACGGAUCGGUGACGGCUUAUGUCGAGACCUGGCUCCAUCCCGCACAAUUGAGCAGCCACAAUAACCGACCACCACAACGGAUGUCCUUGAUCAAUAAUAGCCAGCAGAACCUAAACAAAGGGCAUCAGGACACGAUUGCUGCUUUGGCAUGUAUCGAUUCGCCUUUUAGAGGGGGGAUUGUGAGUGGUGACCGGGCGGGGGUGAUCAAGGUGUGGAGAGUGGACAAUGCAGAUGCUUGAUCAUUUUUGUUUUCGAUGUGGCCUUCCUUACCUUGUUCACACUAGACUGGGACUGUAAUAUAUACAUUGCCUUUGUUUCUUCCUUUCGG
Molecule: messenger RNA, 5209 nt
Organism: Stereum hirsutum FP-91666 SS1
Lineage: Eukaryota; Fungi; Basidiomycota; Agaricomycetes; Russulales; Stereaceae
Product: ARM repeat-containing protein
Exons: 16
Coding region: 54-5120 (1688 amino acids)
Biological process (GO): autophagy of peroxisome; macroautophagy; protein targeting to vacuole
Cellular component (GO): phosphatidylinositol 3-kinase complex, class III, type II; nucleus-vacuole junction; phosphatidylinositol 3-kinase complex, class III, type I
Molecular function (GO): ATP binding; protein binding; protein serine/threonine kinase activity
Source: RefSeq, a predicted model, not a curated record